CGGAUACUCCUUAAACGUCUUUUACAUAGAUCCAACGACUGAACAAAUUCGAGACUCGGGAUACAAAGCGACGGCAGACGGCAUAGCUUACUGGGUUCUACAAUGGCUCCAUUCGAACCUUCAAUUUAGACCUUGCUCAAAUAAAUCACUUGCAUUAUGAGAAGGGAGAACUGCUUCUUCACCUCUGCCCCCGAUUUUCUUCCCUGCUAUCCGACUACAGAGUAGGGUGCUUGCCGCUCUCUCUGGGUUCUUCAGCGCUACACUUCCCCUUCCUCCUCAAGAUAACGUUUGCUAAUAUUCACCAAUUCCAUAUUUGCAGCAGAACGAGUCAGAGUUUCAGUGACUAAGCAAAACCAUAGCAUUACCUGAUGUCAAAAUUUACAUGGAGGAUUGAAAAUUUCUCACGACUGGAUGGUAGUACGCUUUCCUCCGUGACGUUCGUGGUAAAUGACUACAAAUGGAAGCUGUGUCUAAAUCCAAAGGGAAACUCAAGAAAGCAGUUGAAUAUGUGCCUGUUGAUGGUGGACUCCUCCAGGUUACCCAUGAACUGUUGUAUAGAAACAAAGUACAGUCUAGCUCUUAUUAACCAGAUUGACAACAACAAAACCAUCAAGAAAGAGAGUAUGGAGUAGGUGUGCAAAGAUGAUGUCAACCAAAUAGCUACUGUCAGAAUUUUACUUCCUCAAUCUUACUUUUGCCCAUUACGCAGAGCGCGAGCGGGGAUGCAAAUUCACUCAAGGUAAUAAUUUUGGCUUCUCUUCAUUUAUCCCUCUCAAAAAGUUUUACAAUAAAAGCGAAGGUUAUCUGGUUGAUGAUACGUGCUUGUUUGAAGCUGAACUUUCUGUUUUCAUCGAUGCUGUGGCAGCUUCCCACGAUAAUUGUGAUCAGGCUUUAGAUGUUUUCCAUCAUGUUGAAUCUGCACAUGUCGAGGCUCAGUUGUUUCUCGAGUCUCUGACCAAGAAACCAUCCAGCAGCUUCUGGGCAUCUAAUUCUCCAACAUGGGAAUUGUCUUUGCUUAAAGGACAUGACACUUCUGCAACAGUAAUUCUUGACAUGCUGAUAUCAACCUCUUUGGAUAUUUUGGCUGAUCCCAGGAAUGAAACUUCAAUCUUGGAGUCUUUGUCUGCAGUUAUUGACCACAACCUUCAUUUGUUCAUCAAUGGACAUGCCAAAGAAAUAAUGAACUUGAAAGCUACUUUCCCCCAGCAGAUGCAAGAAUGGAGAAGCUCAGUAGAAAUUAAGUGCAGAAGCGAGCAUCCCAGCUGGUGUGCGUUAGAGAAGACCAGAAGUAUGCUGGAAGACUUGGUGAAAACAGGGGAGGGAAUAAAGGCUGAACUGGAGGAGCUUAAUGGCAAAGAAAAUGAAGUGAAAGCUCAGCUGGAGGUUAUUAAAAGCAAUAGUUUACAAGUAAAGGAGGAAAGGAUAGAAGUAUCCAAACAGAUGGAGAUUCUUUGCUCACUUGCUAUGAAGCAGGCUGCCAAAAUUGAGGCAAAAGAUGCGGAGGUGGACCAGGCUAACAAAAAGCUGGAGCACAGUUUGAAGUCAAAAUGGGCUGCAACAAGACAUCUAUUUUCUUGAGUGACAUAGUGACAUACAAUUUCCCAUUAUUGUAUAUGUUACCGGUAGUCAAGGGAUUUGUUUGUAUAUCCUUUUGUAAGGGCGCUUCUGUUGAAACCAGUUAUCCCUAAAAAGCAGUAUGGGACUAAGUUAUACUGCGUACUUCUUUUAAAACUAGAUUAGUUUGAUCGAGCAACAAAGUGGUGGACGCAAUAGGGAAAGAACAAAAAAAUAUUGGUUGAUCGAGCAACAAAGUUGAAGUUUUGUCUAUUGUUGGUGUUCACUUAAUUCUUGGAAUGAUAAGUUUUUGUUAUCAA
Messenger RNA from Cuscuta europaea, 1874 nucleotides. NCBI's taxonomy places the organism in Eukaryota, Viridiplantae, Streptophyta, Magnoliopsida, Solanales, Convolvulaceae. The record is from the annotation of a GenBank genome assembly.